AUGGCGCUCUUCACUAGAGUCAACAGCUAUUUCAACACUACUAGCUCUGUCACACAUGGGCAAGAGAACUCAACAGAGCCUGGCCUGCCAUACUCCCAUGCCUACUACGCCCUCUGCUACUGCACCCUGAUUUUGGCCAUUGUCUUUGGGAACGUGCUGGUCUGCCUAGCAGUGCUAAGAGAACGCACCUUGCAAACCACAACGAAUUACCUGGUGGUGAGCCUGGCCGUGGCAGACUUGCUGGUGGCCACACUGGUGAUGCCGUGGGUGGUAUACCUGGAGGUGACUGGAGGAGUCUGGAAUUUCAGCCGUGUCUGCUGCGACAUCUUUGUCACUAUGGACGUGAUGAUGUGCACAGCCAGCAUUUUAAACCUCUGUGCUAUCAGCAUUGACAGGUACACGGCAGUGGUGAUGCCAGUUCAGUAUCAGUACGGCACAGGGAAGAGCUCCUGCAGGAGGGUUUCCAUUAUGAUCGUGAUGGUCUGGAUGUUGGCAUUUGCUGUGUCCUGCCCCCUCCUGUUUGGCUUCAAUACCACAGGGGAUCCUAGUGUCUGUUCUAUAUCGAACCCUGAUUUUGUCAUCUAUUCCUCGGUGGUAUCCUUCUACCUUCCCUUCGUGGUCACCUUGCUGCUUUAUGUCCGGAUUUAUUUCGUGCUGAGGCAGAGACAGAGGAAACGAAGCCUCUCCAUGCAGGCCAGCCAUAGCAUCAGCAUCAGAGCCUGUUACACACAGAAAGAGCACAAAGAGAGGAAAACUUUGCACCAUGGGCACCAAGAUCCCCUCUCAUCCCAUCUGCAGCUAAAAUCCCCAACCCAAGAGCUUUCCCCUGAAAAGAAGCUGCUGACCCCCUCUGACCUGCAGCAGUACUGCAGCUUCUGCCACCAAGCUUCCUUCCCCAGGGCCGGGACCAAUGGAAAUGAGCUAAAAGAGGAGAGGAGAAGCAGGGAACAGGGCUUGGAGGUGCAUAAACUCAGCAAUGGCAAAAUCUUGACCUCUUUGAAGCUAGUGCACCAGCAGCCCCGGACAGUACAGCUGAGAGAGAGGAAGGCCACACAGAUGCUGGCUAUCGUUCUGGGGACAUUCGUAGUCUGCUGGCUGCCAUUCUUCAUGACCCACAUCCUGAACACCCACUGCCAGGCUUGUCACAUAACCCGGGAGCUCUACAGUGCCACCACAUGGCUUGGUUAUGUAAACAGCGCUCUCAACCCCAUCAUUUACACGACCUUUAACACUGAGUUCCGCAAAGCUUUCCUCAAGAUCUUGUGCUGCUGA
This is a messenger RNA of Emys orbicularis (European pond turtle), 1272 nucleotides long. RefSeq names its product dopamine receptor D3 (gene DRD3). Gene Ontology annotation, cellular component: plasma membrane. Gene Ontology annotation, molecular function: G protein-coupled receptor activity; dopamine neurotransmitter receptor activity, coupled via Gi/Go. Bases 1 to 1272 code for a protein of 423 amino acids. Lineage: Eukaryota; Metazoa; Chordata; Testudines; Emydidae. The transcript is spliced from 6 exons. The record is from RefSeq and is a predicted model, not a curated record. Gene Ontology annotation, biological process: negative regulation of adenylate cyclase activity; adenylate cyclase-inhibiting dopamine receptor signaling pathway; adenylate cyclase-activating adrenergic receptor signaling pathway.